Molecule: messenger RNA, 2542 nt
Organism: Impatiens glandulifera
Lineage: Eukaryota; Viridiplantae; Streptophyta; Magnoliopsida; Ericales; Balsaminaceae
Product: wall-associated receptor kinase-like 14
Exons: 3
Coding region: 151-2298 (715 amino acids)
Biological process (GO): protein phosphorylation
Molecular function (GO): protein kinase activity; ATP binding
Source: RefSeq, a predicted model, not a curated record
GAAUAUUCUCUCUCUAAAAGUUGAAACUGUUAGUCUUCUCCUCAAUUCGCAAAUUUCUCAACUAUAGAGACUUUUACAAUUCAUUAGGAUUUGCUGGGUAUUCAUAAUUUCUCACUUUAUAAUUCAUUUCAGUUUCCGAUUCUUAGAAUAAUGAUGAUUCUUCUUCAUCUUCCUCAAUUUCCAAUUUCUAUUACUCUGUUUUUCUCGAUCUACAUUUCAAGUUUUGCAUUCGGAUUUGAAGAUGGUUCAUUUCAUUGUAACAAAACAAUACGAACUUGCGGAAACACAUCUCUCUCUUACCCAUUUGGAUUCUCCAACAGCUGCCCCAUCAGCUUGAACUGCAGCGCCGCCGCCGGCGACGGCAACGGCGACGGCACCAUAACCAUAGGAGAAUUCCAAGUACAGAACGUCACCUCCGAUAGUAUUCUAGUCAGAAUCCCAAUGAAUUGCAGCCGUUCAAAUUCUGAUAUCUACACACUCAUCGGCAACAACUACGCAAUCGACCGGCAAAACGUCCUCCUCUUUGAAGAUUGCAAUUCGCCGCCGGAGAAAUGCUUAAUACCGGAAAUUAUGUCGGAAAAUAAUACUAAUUUUCAGAGUAAUUGCAUACAGAAUUUCAGUAAUAUCAAUUGUUAUACGUUUGAUAAUGGAACAAGUGGGUUUAUCAGUAAAGAAGAUUUUCAACGGCCUGAUUGUCGGAUUCUGAUAACUUCGGUCGCCGUCGAUAUUCCUAACACGUCGAAUUUCACGACGAGUUCGCCGGUAUCUCUCCGAUUUCAGUCGUUGAAACUUGGGUGGUGGGUUACUGGGAAUUGUAACUGCUCAGAAAACGCGACUUGUUUUAAGGUAAUCACCGGAAAAGAAGACGGUUACCGUUGUCGGUGUUUGGAUGGUUUUGAAGGAGAUGGGUUCGCCGGCGGCGGCGUGCCUUGCCGGAAAGUUAAAAAUUGCCCUAAAGGGUUCUCAGUUGGCCAUUGUGGUGAAUCAACCAAAACAUUUAUUCUCAUUGGAGGAAUUGUUCUUGGAGCAGCUUUAAUGGCAAUUACAGCAUUUCUAUUCUUCAUCAUCAAACGAAGAUCCAAAUCAUUAAAAACCCAAAAAAGUGCAAAACGCCUUCUACAUGAAGUUGCAGGCAAUUCAACUGUUCAUCUCUACGCUUACAAAGAAAUAGAGAAAGCAACCAACUUUUUCUCCGAAAAACAAAGAUUAGGAACCGGCGCUUAUGGCACCGUAUACGCCGGUAAAGUUUUGAAAAACGACGAAUGGGUAGCCAUUAAAAAGAUCAGAAAUCGAGAUUCCAAUGGAAUUGAACAAGUCAUGAACGAAAUCAAGCUUCUAUCUUCCGUUAGCCACCGUAAUCUCCUCCGUCUACUCGGUUGUUGUAUCGAAAAAGGCGAACAAAUACUAGUCUAUGAGUUCAUGCCAAAUGGGACCUUAUCAGAACAUCUACAAGGAAAAAAGGGUAAACCCUUAACGUGGACUACACGUCUCACAAUCGCGACGGAAACGGCGCAAGCCAUCGCGUAUCUUCAUUCCGCGAUGAACCCUCCAAUAUUCCAUCGCGAUAUUAAAUCGAGUAACAUAUUAUUAGAUCAUAAUUUCAAAUCGAAAGUUGCAGAUUUCGGACUCUCUAGAUUUGGUAUGGAAAACGAUUCAUACAUCUCAACCGCACCUCAAGGAACUCCGGGUUAUGUUGACCCGCAAUAUCAUCAAAACUUUCAAUUGUCUGAUAAGAGCGACGUUUAUAGUUUUGGGGUGGUUUUGAUGGAGAUUAUAACCGGGAUGAAAGCCAUCGAUUUCUCCCGUCCCCACACCGAGGUUAACUUGGCCGCUCUCGCAGUCGAUAGGAUCGGGCACGGUCAACUCGAUAAUAUAAUCGACCCUUUCCUUGACCUAGAUAGCGACGCAUGCACACUUUCGUCGAUACACAAGGUUGCUGAAUUGGCAUUUAGAUGUCUCGCGUAUCAUCGCGAUAUGAGGCCUUCGAUGAUGGAAGUUGCUGAAGAGCUCGAUCAAAUAAGACUUAAUGCAUGGGCAUCAAUGGACGAUACUAAUUCAUCGACGACUUUCGCUUGUUCAUCGCCGUUUAAUGGGAGCGAGAAGUCGAAUAGUAGUGGUGUUUCGCUUAAGAUUGGCGGUGUGACUAGCAAAAUGUUGUUUGUUAGGCAAAGGCUUGUGGAUUGUCUCGUUUCUUCUUCGGAGGGGAAAGAUGACUCUCCGGUUUCGGUUCAGGAUUCGUGGAAGAGCGAGCAAACCUCGCCUUCCGCAAACAGCUUGCUACGAAAUGUAGUUCAAUAACGUUGUUGUCUAUUGUUCGAGUUCAUCCUAUCAUUUGGUUGAAUUAUUGAUCUCGAUAAACAUUUAUUUUCCGAGAAGAUUGGAGGAUUUUAAAAUCAAAUAUUUGAGUUUAUUUUACAAUCGUUUACAUAAUUCCUAAUAUUUAUGGAAUGAAAUACUAUAUGUAGCAACAUGUAAUGUAAACCUAAUUUUAAUUUAUUGUAUGUGGAUAUGAAAGGGUUUCUAAUAUAUGAUUAAUAAAGUA